This is a messenger RNA of Alnus glutinosa, 684 nucleotides long. Its product is annotated as secreted RxLR effector protein 161-like. The transcript has a single exon. The record is from RefSeq and is a predicted model, not a curated record. Lineage: Eukaryota; Viridiplantae; Streptophyta; Magnoliopsida; Fagales; Betulaceae. The coding region runs from base 1 to 684 and encodes 227 amino acids.
AUGAGUAUGAUAGGUGAGUUGACAUAUUUUCUGGGGUUGCAAGUUAAACAAACUUCUGAAGGGAUAUUUAUCUCUCAAGCAAAAUAUGCAAAAGAUUUGGUGAAACAAUUCGGUCUAGAUAGGAAAAGCCAUGCUCGUACUCCCAUGAGCACAAAUGUCAAAAUGAGUACUGAUCUAACAAGCAAACAAAUGGAUCUUACUCUUUACAGAAGUAUGAUUGGCAGUCUUCUCUAUCUCAUGGAAUGCCGACCAGAUAUUGCCUUCAGUGUUGGAGUUUGUGCCAGAUUCCAACCUAAUCCUAAGGAAUCUCAUCUUACAAUUGUCAAGCGCAUCAUCAGGUACGUAAAUGCCACUGUUAAUUAUGGUAUAUGUUUUUCUAGAGAAACAAAUAUUGUGCUUGCAGGAUACUCUGAUGCAAAUUGGGCUGGAAAUGAUAGGAAAAGCACCUCUGGUGGUUGUUUCUAUAUGGGUACAAAUCUGGUAGCUUGGAUGAGUCGGAAACAAGCCUUAAUUUCUCUUUCCACUGCAGAAGCUGAGUAUAUUGCUGCUGGAAGUUGUUGUACUCAGUUAUUAUGGAUGAAGAAAUUACUCUGUGAUUAUGGCUCCACUCAAGACACUAUGGUCAUUCACUGUGACAAUACCAGUGCCAUAAACAUUUCAAAGAAUCUAGUUCAGCAUUCUUAG